GUGAGAAACAAUCUAGAGAGAGAAACUUGAACAUGGACAGAGAUAAAUAUUUAUUUUAAUGUUAGAGAGAGAAAGGCAGCGAUUGGUGGAGAGAGAAAGUUUGAUGUGUUUUUGCGUUUGUUGGGGGCUUUGAGAUUGUCCCCGUUCCCGUUUUCUAUUCCUCCAAAAAACCAGCUUAUUCUUCUUCUUUCUUCUUCUUCAUUUCUCCGGAGACCAAAAGAGAAAACCUAGAUAUUUUUUCUCGGCGGACCAUUUGCUUUGAAUUUGAAUUUGACGGAUUUGGAUUUUGAAGGAAAAAGCGAGGAGGAUAUGAGCUAGGGUUUCCGAUUACGAGUAUCCGGAUUCGUGUGCCAGGUGAGAUUGGGAAUCGAAAUGUUGAUUAGGAAUGCGAAUUCGUUCCGAUCUUGAAGCUAGGGCACCAAUCAAGGUUUAGAGAAAUGGAUGUGGACUCCUCGAUGGCGCCGGAGGCCGAUCACGAUCCGGCUGUGCAGAACCAGAGCACGGCGGCAGCAGCAGUGGAGGGAGAGCAGCUAGGAGGAGAACAGCCUCAGUCCCCGGCGUCCCCGGCGACGCAACAGCCUCAGUCGCCGGCGUCGCCGCAGUCGCAGCAGCAGCAGCAGCAGACUCCGGUGGCCGGGCCGCGGCAUGCCCCGACCUACACGGUGGUCAAUGCAAUUUUAGAGAAGAAGGAGGACGGGCCAGGCCCGAGGUGUGGCCAUACGUUGACUGCGGUCGCCGCUGUUGGCGAGGAGGGCAGUCCUGGAUACAUUGGCCCCAGGCUGAUAUUGUUCGGCGGUGCCACCGCCCUUGAGGGCAAUUCUGCGGCUUCAGGGACUCCAUCUUCAGCUGGAAGUGCCGGAAUAAGACUAGCUGGUGCCACAGCUGAUGUGCACUGUUAUGACAUCCUAACAAAUAAAUGGUCUAGGAUCACUCCCUUUGGAGAACCACCAACACCAAGGGCAGCACAUGUAGCAACUGCUGUAGGAACUAUGGUUGUUAUUCAGGGAGGAAUUGGUCCUGCUGGUUUGUCUGCUGAAGAUCUACAUGUUCUUGACCUCACUCAGCAACGGCCUCGAUGGCACAGGGUUGUUGUUCAAGGCCCUGGACCAGGGCCACGCUACGGACAUGUGAUGGCAUUGGUGGGGCAAAGAUAUCUCAUGGCAAUUGGUGGGAAUGAUGGUAAACGGCCUUUAGCUGAUGUGUGGGCGCUGGACACAGCUGCCAAGCCAUAUGAAUGGCGUAAGUUGGAACCAGAGGGGGAGGGUCCACCACCAUGCAUGUAUGCAACUGCAAGUGCAAGGUCGGAUGGUCUUCUCCUCCUCUGUGGAGGGAGGGAUGCAAACAGUGUGCCAUUGGCAAGUGCAUAUGGCCUUGCCAAACAUAGGGAUGGCCGUUGGGAAUGGGCAAUUGCUCCUGGUGUCUCCCCUUCUCCCAGAUAUCAACAUGCAGCAGUUUUUGUUAAUGCACGCUUGCAUGUUUCCGGAGGGGCCCUUGGUGGUGGGCGCAUGGUUGAAGAUUCAUCAAGUGUUGCAGUGUUGGAUACUGCAGCCGGGGUUUGGUGCGAUACAAAAUCUGUUGUCACAAGUCCAAGGACAGGUAGAUACAGCGCUGAUGCAGCUGGUGGAGAUGCUGCAGUUGAAUUGACACGGCGUUGCAGGCAUGCAGCUGCCGCAGUUGGUGACCUGAUAUUUAUAUACGGUGGUCUACGUGGUGGGGUGUUGCUUGAUGACCUACUGGUUGCGGAAGAUCUGGCUGCUGCAGAAACAACAACUGCAGCCUCGCAUGCUGCAGCUGCAGCUGCUCAGUCUAAUUUACCACCAGGCCGUUUGCCUGGAAGAUAUGGAUUCAUUGAUGAAAGAACGAGGCAGAUAAUGCCUGAAGCAGCACCUGAUGGUGCUGUUGUGCUGGGAAAUCCAGUUGCCCCACCUGUAAAUGGAGACAUGUAUACUGAUAUAAGCACUGAAAAUGCCUUGCUCCAGGGAUCCAGGAGACUCAGCAAAGGUGUAGAGUAUUUAGUUGAAGCAUCAGCAGCAGAAGCUGAGGCAAUCAGUGCUACUUUGGCUGCUGCCAAGGCACGACAAGUUAAUGGAGAAGUAGAGUUACCUGAUAGAGAUCGUGGCUCAGAGGCUACCCCGAGCGGGAAGCAAAUAUCUACCUUGAUCAAGCCUGAAAAUGCUGGGUCAAAUAAUAUUCCGUCAGCUGGAGUGCGACUGCAUCAUAGAGCUGUUGUUGUAGCUGCAGAGACUGGGGGAGCUUUGGGCGGCAUGGUGAGGCAGCUUUCAAUAGAUCAGUUUGAAAAUGAAGGCAGGCGGGUUAGCUAUGGGACCCCGGAGAGUGCAACUGCAGCAAGGAAGUUAUUAGAUCGGCAGAUGUCCAUUAAUAGUGUGCCCAAAAAGGUAAUAGCACAUCUUUUAAAGCCACGUGGAUGGAAGCCUCCUGUUCGCAGGCAAUUUUUCUUGGAUUGCAACGAAAUAGCAGAUCUUUGUGAUAGUGCUGAACGGAUAUUCUCUAGUGAACCAAGUGUCUUACAACUUAGGGCUCCUAUCAAGAUAUUUGGUGAUUUACACGGGCAAUUUGGCGAUCUCAUGCGCCUUUUUGAUGAGUAUGGUUCACCUUCAACUGCUGGGGAUAUUGCAUAUAUCGACUAUCUCUUCCUAGGAGACUAUGUUGACCGAGGCCAACAUAGCUUGGAAACCAUUUCUCUUCUGCUUGCUUUGAAGGUUGAAUAUUCCCAAAAUGUACACUUAAUUAGGGGUAAUCAUGAAGCUGCAGAUAUUAAUGCUCUUUUUGGCUUUCGGAUCGAAUGCAUUGAGCGAAUGGGUGAGAGAGAUGGAAUAUGGGCAUGGCAUCGAAUAAACCGUUUGUUCAAUUGGCUUCCUCUAGCUGCUCUAAUUGAGAAGAAAAUCAUUUGUAUGCAUGGUGGUAUUGGUCGGUCAAUAAAUCAUGUUGAACAGAUUGAGAAUCUCCAGCGUCCUAUUACAAUGGAAGCAGGCUCGAUCGUUCUUAUGGAUUUAUUAUGGUCUGACCCAACAGAAAAUGAUAGUGUGGAAGGAUUGCGACCAAAUGCUAGGGGUCCUGGAUUGGUUACUUUUGGGCCUGAUCGUGUCAUGGAGUUCUGCAACAAUAAUGAUCUUCAGUUGAUUGUACGCGCUCAUGAAUGUGUAAUGGAUGGCUUUGAACGAUUUGCCCAGGGACAUUUGAUUACACUUUUCUCUGCUACCAAUUACUGUGGUACAGCAAAUAAUGCAGGGGCAAUCCUCGUUUUAGGUAGAGAUCUUGUGGUGGUCCCGAAACUCAUUCAUCCCUUACCACCAGCAAUUUCUUCACCAGAAACAUCGCCCGAACGACAUAUUGAAGAUACGUGGAUGCAGGAACUGAAUGCUAACAGACCUCCAACACCAACUAGAGGCCGUCCACAAGUAGCAAAUGACCGGGGAUCCCUUGCUUGGAUAUAGUUUGAUUAUUCUGAAUUGCUUCGUCAUAUUCAUUUUGGCCUCGUUCUUCCACAUGGGAUUUCCAGUGCUGUAUAGAGUAUAAUGCCACAUACAAGAAGUUCCAAACAUGUGAUCUUUUUUCCAGAUUACAUGUUUGAAGGCUUUUUGAAGCCUUGGUUUUUGCUACACAAUUGGUUAGGCCAUGCAAUGAUGAGAAGAUACAAGUUGAAGAAGCACUGUUGUCGGCGCUAGGUUUUACUUCUGUAUAAUGUACUACUAAAAGUUGCAGUUCGGGUCCACCCACCAUUUGUAAAUUGAGCCACAGGCAGGUAGAAAUCAGUCUUGGUUCUUCCUAUGGAUUGGUAGUGCCGAGUAUUCUUCUGAUUAAUUUAUAUAAUUUUUAUUCCUCGUUUUUAGGCAUAUUAGUUUUCAAGAGAACACGAGUUGGGGUGGGUUGUAUUUGUGAUGGUGAGAUAUAUAAAAUGUUUAGAAUCUUUGUGAGCGUCCAUGUAUCAUAGAGGUGGUAAGGUGUUGCUUUGUGUAAUAUUUCAUCUUUGCUUUGUACAAUGUAACAGUGUGUGAAGAUAAGUCAUCUUUUUGUCCGACACAUGAAAUAUGUGAAGUUUUUGUUCUUA
Messenger RNA from Rosa rugosa (rugosa rose), 4069 nucleotides. RefSeq names its product serine/threonine-protein phosphatase BSL3. NCBI's taxonomy places the organism in Eukaryota, Viridiplantae, Streptophyta, Magnoliopsida, Rosales, Rosaceae. The record is from RefSeq and is a predicted model, not a curated record. Bases 438 to 3455 code for a protein of 1005 amino acids. The transcript has 21 exons. Gene Ontology annotation, biological process: brassinosteroid mediated signaling pathway. Gene Ontology annotation, molecular function: protein binding; phosphoprotein phosphatase activity.